GAUAUUUUAAUUUCUUGAAAUAUCGCCCUUGAUAAAAAUGAGCACAUACAAAAUCGAGUUUUCAAAUUCCUUACGUGGCGUUUUAGUAUUUCUCGAAAUAUCCAGAACUUCUUAUCCCCUCUACCGAUAAAAGCAAGCUGUACAUAAAUACCGGCGUGCGUGGAACUGCUAUUCAGUCGAAGCAAACAUACGAAAGAAGUGCAAAGAAAAGCGUGCAUUUUUUUUAUAUCGAGCGGGUGAGAGUUUACGAGAUAAACGAAGUAAUCAUUAUUUUUGAAGGGGAGUAAAUUGUAUAAAGAGAAGAAGAAAAAGAAGAAAUAAUUAUGACGCCUUUAUUACCAUUGUUAUUCUCUGCUUGGUGGGCAGAUUUAGAUCGGCCUCAUAGAUUGAUGGAUCAGAAUUUUGGAUUAGGCUUGUAUCCUGAACAGCUUCGAAUAAUGGACAGUUUUUAUCCAUUAUCUCUUCCUAACAGUGCUGUUUCAGAUCUGUAUUACCGACCGUGGGCUGAUCUCUUCAAAUUAGAUGACCGUGGCACCUCGACCAUUACUGCUGAUAAGCAUAUCUUCAAGGUCAUGUUAGAUGUACAUCAAUUCAAGCCCGAAGAGAUCAAUGUAAAGAUCGUUAAUAGAUACAUCGUUGUCGAGGGUAAACACGAAGAGAAGAGGGACGAACAUGGUUUCAUUUCGAGACAAUUCGUUCGUAGAUAUUUGCUUCCGAAUCAAGCAGAUGCCGAUAAAGUUUCCUCAAAUAUAUCGACAGAUGGAAUAUUAACCAUCAUGACACCUUUGAAGGAGAGUCUGGAAAAACCAAAUGAGAAAAAGAUUAAAAUCGAACUUACUGGUAAACCGGCAGUAACGCGUAAAGACGAUGAAAAGGAAGUUACAGAGAAUAAUCGUGAAGAAACUACAACCCAAAAAGGUAUUAUCCAAACAACCACCACUCCGGAGAAAUAAGAAUUUCCAAUAGCUUUGUUAAAUUUUGUGUCAUUCCUCUUGAAAAGCUAAGACUGAUAUACUUUCAUGUCUCUUACCUAUUCGUAUCUCUUGUCAAUUGUAAUUAUUUUUAAUAUUAUCGUUCAAUGUUAUACAAGCAUUGUAAGUUUUAUAUAGAUAAUAUUAAUAAAACAAGAUAAUUUACAAACUUAAAAAA
Messenger RNA from Vespula pensylvanica (western yellowjacket), 1149 nucleotides. Its product is annotated as protein lethal(2)essential for life-like. Lineage: Eukaryota; Metazoa; Arthropoda; Insecta; Hymenoptera; Vespidae. The record is from RefSeq and is a predicted model, not a curated record. Gene Ontology annotation, biological process: response to heat; protein refolding. The transcript has a single exon. Gene Ontology annotation, molecular function: protein folding chaperone. Bases 324 to 953 code for a protein of 209 amino acids.